UAUGAUUCAAAAAUUAUUUGAUCAUUAAUUUAUGAAUAUAUUGUAAUACAAUUAUUACCAAUAUAUUGAUUAACAGUAUUAUGAAUAUUAUUAUUGACGAAGUAUUACAACAUUUAGAAUCAUCUUUAUCUGCUGAAUUUGACUAUAGCAAUGUACAUAACUCGCUAGAUUUUUUAUUUCGAAAAUCGUUGAAUGAUUCCCUUACUGAUAAUUCAAAAGUUGCAUUAUCCAGUGUUGAAGCUGUCUUAGAAAAAGUAUGGGAGUCACUUCAUACUGGUUCCUGGGCUGAUGCUUCAGAUGACAUGCGUAAACUUUAUUCUCAUGCUAGCUUGCUUAAGACCAAGUUAUUAUUAAAAACUGCAAAUGAUGAAAGAAUGUUAAAAAAAACUAUAAAAGCAAUUGAUAUGGGGUUGCUAAUGGGUAAUGCAUUUAGAAAUGAAUUAACUGUAGCUGCAACGUUAUUGUGUAAAGCUCUACAGCAGACUUUUAUUGAGCAUCCAGUUAAAUUGUGUAAUAAUAGCAAAUCAAAAAAUAACAGUUAUGCAUUCCAUAAAAUUGGUGAUCAUAUUCCAACACUACAUCAACCAUCCUUAGAAACAUUUUUAAGGGAUUAUCUUAAAUCUAAAAAACCUAUUAAAAUUACAGGCAGUAUGGAACACUGGCCUGCUCUAAAUAAAUGGAAAGAUUUAAAUUAUCUUAUAAAAUUAGCUGGGGCUAGAUUAGUUCCUGUUGAAAUUGGAUCAUCUUAUGCAGAUGCUGAUUGGAGUCAAAAAUUAAUAACACUUGAAGAAUUCAUAAAGAUCCAUGUUGUUCAAGAAGGUGAAAAACCAACAUACCUUGCACAACAUCAACUUUUCAAUCAAAUUCCAGAAUUAAAAGAUGAUAUUAGAAUCCCAGAGUAUUGUUAUUUAACAGAUGUGGAUGAUGUUGAACCUGACAUAAAUGCAUGGUUAGGUCCUAAAGGAACCGUGUCUCCUACACAUUAUGAUCCAAAGAAUAACUUUUUAGCUCAAGUGCUGGGAUCAAAAUUUAUUAUUUUGUAUGAUCCUAAGUGGUCUAGCUAUUUAUAUCCAUAUGAUGAUAAAUUUCUUAAGAAUACUGCACAAGUAGAUCCAGUUACCCCUGAUUUAAGUCAAUUUCCCAAUUUCUCUAAAGCCAAAGCUACACAUUGUAUUUUAAAAGAAGGUGAAAUGUUAUUUAUACCAUCUGGUUGGUGGCAUAGAGUUGAAUCUCUUUCAGAAACAGAAAGACUUGAGUCAUUAAUUUUGGUAUCCACUGAAAGAGACAUUUUAGAAGAACUUAAAUCCAAAACAAAUUUGCUGAAAAAAAUAGGCGCAUGAAGUUAUAAGUGUGAAAUGAAUUGUUAAG
This is a messenger RNA of Melanaphis sacchari, 1368 nucleotides long. It is a transcript of the gene JMJD5, whose product is annotated as jmjC domain-containing protein 5. Gene Ontology annotation, cellular component: nucleus. Lineage: Eukaryota; Metazoa; Arthropoda; Insecta; Hemiptera; Aphididae. The transcript is spliced from 9 exons. The record is from RefSeq and is a predicted model, not a curated record. Bases 81 to 1340 code for a protein of 419 amino acids. Gene Ontology annotation, molecular function: histone H3K36 demethylase activity.